Messenger RNA from Trypanosoma cruzi, 600 nucleotides. Its product is annotated as cyclophilin-like protein, putative. The record is from RefSeq and is a predicted model, not a curated record. Gene Ontology annotation, molecular function: peptidyl-prolyl cis-trans isomerase activity. The coding region runs from base 1 to 600 and encodes 199 amino acids. The transcript has a single exon. Gene Ontology annotation, biological process: protein peptidyl-prolyl isomerization. NCBI's taxonomy places the organism in Eukaryota, Euglenozoa, Kinetoplastea, Trypanosomatida, Trypanosomatidae.
AUGUUGCAUUCAAGCAGGCACCAUUUGGCGUCUGCCGGACGUGUUUUUAUGGAUGUCGCAAUUGGCUCCUGCUCGCCCAAAAGAAUUGAAUACGAACUCUUUACUCGCAAGUGCCCUGUGGCUGUGGAAAACUUUGUGAAGCUUUGUACGGGGGAAAACGUCUUGCCGCGUGUGCCAAGCACCGCCGGCAUGGGCGACCCCUCGUUUGGGGAUCAAUUUCUUCCGCAAGUCACUUACAAGAACUCUACCUUCCAUCGUGUGCACAGGGGGUAUCUUAUUCAGGGCGGGGAUGUUGUGAGUGGCCAAGGAACAGAGCAGCUGUCUAUAUACGGCGAAACAUUUGAUGCUCCGGAUGAAGUGAGUUCAUCGGUUUUUGACCAACGCGGUCUCGUUGGCACGGCGGUGAGUGCGCCUCAUCUCAACGGCUCUCAGUUUUUUAUUCUCACGGCAAAAGAGGCUCCUCACUUAAACGGGACGUGCAUUUGUUUUGGGCGUGUUGUAAAGGGGUUUGACGCCGUUGAGGAAAUUGAGCGCGUGCCGUUGACACCUUCUGGCUUCCCCUCGCGCAGGGUAACCAUCGUGGACUGUGGGAGGCUGUAG